AAUGCAAACUUCUCUCCUCCACUUUUUUUAACAUUUACGAAUACAUUCCUCAAUUAAUCAAUUUCGUUUCGUCUUCUUCAUCCACUACUUUCUCUCUCUUAGGGUUAGGAUUCUUAACUUAACCGUCUUUUUCUCAAAAUCAAUGGCGUCAACAAGGAAGAUCACACUCAAGAGUUGCGAUGGAGAGACCUUUGAAGUAGAAGAACAAGUUGUUUUGGAAUCGCAGACAAUUAAACACAUGGUUGAAGAUGAUUGUGCUGAUAGUGUUAUUCCUUUACCUAAUGUUACUAGUAAAAUCCUUGCUAAAGUUAUCGAAUAUUGUAAGAAGCAUGUUGAUUCACCUAAAUCGUCAGAAAAUAAUGUCCGUCAAGUUGAUGAGGAACUCAAGACUUGGGAUGCUGAUUUUGUUAGAGUUGAUCAGGCUACUCUAUUCGAUCUUAUCCUUGCUGCCAACUACCUGAAUAUUAAGAGCUUGUUGGAUUUGACUUGCCAAACUGUGGCGGACAUGAUUAAGGGAAAGACACCGGAGGAGAUAAGAAAGACUUUUAACAUUAAGAAUGACUUCACUCCAGAGGAAGAGGAAGAGGUUCGCAGGGAGAACCAGUGGGCCUUUGAAUGAUAUUUAAGUGGCAGAAUGAUCUUAUCGAAACAUGCGGGACUCAAAGUUCUAUGAUUACACUACUGUAUUUGUGUCUUGUAGUAAUGUUUAUCCUGACAUUGAUCUCAUCUUUACCAUUCCAUCUAGAAUACUUUGCGAAUGGUGAGACAAAGAUGGAUUUGUAAAUAAUAUUUGUGCUGUUGUCCGAGGGUUACUGCUGGUAGCUGUCUGCUGCGCUGAUGAUUGCCUCACAUGCGCGCCUCCUAUCUUUUCAACCUGUUAAUUAUGUAUUUGUAGUACUCUGGUUUUCAUAAAGAUCUAUCGUUCUUUGUUCA
Molecule: messenger RNA, 933 nt
Organism: Amaranthus tricolor (Joseph's coat)
Lineage: Eukaryota; Viridiplantae; Streptophyta; Magnoliopsida; Caryophyllales; Amaranthaceae
Product: SKP1-like protein 1B
Exons: 2
Coding region: 143-619 (158 amino acids)
Biological process (GO): SCF-dependent proteasomal ubiquitin-dependent protein catabolic process
Cellular component (GO): nucleus; cytoplasm
Molecular function (GO): cullin family protein binding
Source: RefSeq, a predicted model, not a curated record